ACUGUUGGAGCGAAUAGAGCGGCGAUAGUACUCGGUUCAAACGUGUCGCGUCUUGUGGCUCGAACGUGCGUCUUCGAGUGCGUUUCGUCGAGUUAAUUGGAAAAGAAUCUUCGUCGGGAUAAUUCGCGAGUUCGCAGUUCCGUUUUCGCAUAAAAUGUAUCCGCACGUCGCGGAGGUAUCGCGUGCAAAAACGUCGACGAGCACGUCGUCGACCUGCUACAGCAUUCCCAGCACGAGAUUGAAGAAUGUGAUCUGUGUCCACUGUAAACACAAGUUCUACGUGCAAGAUUUGUCAAAACUGAACAGGCCCAUACAAAAAAGAAACUAUAUACCUUUGUUAUUGGAUUGUGGACAUCCAAUAUGUAAUAAAUGUGUCGAGAAAAUGGGAAAUUGCUCUUUGUGUGAUAAAAGCAUUGCUACUGUAGGUGCUAGCAGUCGGAAAUCCCUACUUCCAUUGAAUUUGUAUGCAUUAGGGCUGAUUAUUUCAUCAUAUAAUCAUCCGUUAGAAAAUGACGAUGAAGAUUUUCUAUUUUGUCAUACACUAUCUACACAGUUACGUCAGAUAUCAAAGCAAGGAUGUUGCCAUGAAUGUGGAAAUCAAGCUAAUGUAAACUGUCCGCAAUGUGUGGCUCUCUAUUGUCAUGGCUGUUACUCAAAAAUUCAUGGAAGAGCACUACAGAGCCACACACAGGUUCCGAUAUAUGAAGAAAGCUCUGAUAGUCCUACUGCGAUUUUGAAUAGCUGUUCGCCAACGUGUUAUGAAGCACUAAACUAUUUUUGCAAUGACUGUAAUGUGGCCUGUUGUUCUAAUUGCACUUUGUGCUCACACAAAAUGCAUGACUUUGUGGCAUUAUCAGAAAAGAACCAGAUUCUACUACCCAAGUUUAAUCAGAUUUACAUGAACAUUGAGGAAACGCUGCUGCGGGUUUGCCAGACAAAGGAGAAGAUAAAAUCAGCCUUAACAUCCAAGAUAUACGAACUGGAAAACAGUGAAAUUAUAGAGACGGAAAUCACUCAACAUUUCGCGUAUCUACACGGCGUUCUUCAAAACAUGGAAGCAAAAUUGAUAAAUCAGCUGUAUCGACAGCGUGAUUCUCUGAAGACGAAUUUAGAAGACAUCGAUAUGCAGCUUCAAGCGCAGGAGAAAAGAUUGAGGAUGACGUUGCAGAUGGCUUCUUACGCGAGACAGAGCUUUCACAAGGUCGACAUACAAAAUGCAAUAAAUAUCUUGGAAGAACUGGCGGACUUGCCUUGUCACUUGAUGUAUAAAGACAUAGGCCAAAACUAUAAGGCAUCGUUUACCUUCGAUAAUUCGAUCAUCGCAGCUAUAGAAAAUCAUUGUUCAAUCCUAGUGCCGCCAAUGUCGUUCUACAGUCUCGUGCAAACUGAUGAAUUACCGAAUAAUUACAUAGUGUCGCCCCUAAAGAAGAAAUCGUGUACAAACAUCUAUGAAGAACUGCCAUUGAUGUCAUUAUCAAAGAAAUCAGACAGUACAUCGACAAUAUCCAUCAAAUCAGAAGAUAUAGAAGCAGCAGUCGAAAAGAAGAAAGAUUCGAAACAAGAAAGUAUUCCCGAAUGUAAGGUAGAGGUGACGUACGUUGUUAAUCCGUCAUUGUUCUUCGUCCGGAAAGUGGCCUCGAAAUCCGCGUUUGGACAACUGGAAAAAGAUUUAAGGAAAUACGGAGAAGACAAACAAAAUGUAGAGCCGCCAAUUAAGCUCGAACUAGAUAAUACGUGUAUCGUUAAACAGAGAAAAUUCGAUGGAAAAUGGUUCCGAGGACGCGUGAACGUGGUGAACACGACCGAUGGCGGCGAGACAUUGUACAAUAUAUUUUACUUAGAUUACGGUUACGAAGAACGCAAUAUACCGACUUCGAGAAUACGAAACAUCCCUGAGCAUUUGCUAGAAUUGCCACCACAGGCGAUUCGAUGCUGUUUACAUGGUUUAAUACCCAAGAAUCUCCACUGGACGAACGCGAGCACAAACGAUUUUAUGAAGUUGACAAAUAGAGCUGAUUGCUCGAUAUCUAUCAUUAAGUCUACCCCUGACAUGCUGUAUGUGGAUCUCUGUUUUAUCUCGAAGGAUAAUAAUAUGGGUCCGCAAUCAAUGUGUAAUACUAUGAAAAUUACGGAUUACGCACGUUUGGACAGUUGUAAAAAUAUAACACAAGCAUCGGAAAUCACUCAUGUAUAUGUAUAUAAUAAAGAAGAACUUCUGUUAAAUAGGACACCAGUACAAGUUUAUAUUAGUUUGAUUGAAUCGCCGGAUAAGAUUUACGUCAAGAAGAUUGGACGACAUAAUAGUUUUUUAAAACUAUCAAAAGAGUUACAGGAAUAUUAUAACGACGAAGAUAACUCAACAAAAAUGAUCGAUGCACCUCGAGAAGGUUUACCUUGCGCUGUGCAAUUGGAAAACUGUGUUUGGGAACGCGGCGAAAUCACUGAAGUUCUUAACGAAUAUGAAGUCAGAGUAUAUUGUGUGGAUUGGGGAUUCACUCUAAUUUCAAACCACGAUGUAUUACGAGCGAUUCCGCAUGAGUAUACUAUAUUUAAUGCACAAGCCAUAAGGAUAUCGUUAAUGUAUAUAAUGCCGGAAUCUGAUGGAAAGUGGAAAUCAGAGUGUUUCAUAAAGUUAAAGAGUCUCUUUAAACGAAUAAAUUGCGUAACAAUAACUCAUCGAAAAAAGAUAGAGGACGGACAUUAUGUUGCUUGUAUUUGCAUCAAUAAUGUCGAUGUUAGUCGACAAUUAAAAAUUGCAGGCGUCGUUAACGAGUUUCAAAUGAAGAACAAAUUUAAGAAUAAAUUGCCUAAGGGUCUACCAUCGCCAACUAAUAAGCGUGGUCUUUUACUAUCGGAGAAACUCGAUAAUUCCAUGAAGGACUUGUACGAUUCGUAUGACGAAACAGAAAACGAGAAGAAACCUGUCGAGCAAAAUGAGACUAUAAAAGAUCUUUUUAAAGUGGAGGUAUAUAUACAACGGGUGAUCACACCGGAUUGCAUUUACGUCGCGCAAACGGAGCACGAGGAGUCAAACGCGAAAAUGAUAUCGGCAAUGCAAAAAUUCUACGAUACCUAUCAUUCCGAAUUGCGAAAUAAUUGGAGCGAAGAUGCUCUAUGUGCCGUAUAUUCCGCGAAGGAUAAAUCUUACUUCCGUGCAAAAAUCUUAAAGAUAAAAUCCUUGACGGAGGUAUUGGUUUAUUUCUACGACAUGGGCAUCGAGGAAACGGUGAUGAUGAAGGAUAUACAGAUUCUGCAUUUGAAAUUCGCAAAAGAGCCAACGUAUUGCUUCAAAGUGAAGCUGGCCGGUAUUUUGCCGUGCGGUGGAUCAUCUAUGUGGCCGUCGUUGUCAUGUACGACACUAUCUGAUAUUAUACGGGAAAACGCAUUUUGCAAAUAUUACAUCACUAAGCCGGUUCAGGAAGAAGUUUACAAUGAUGUGAUACCUGUCGAACUUUGGAUAAGACAAGCCAAAAUACCAGGACCAUUGGCGCCAACUAAAAUAGAAAUUAAUUCUAUCAACAGAAUGUUGGUGGAAAAGGGUGUCGCUUUACCCAUUAAAAAUUAUUUUGCAAAAUCGGAUUCAAUUCUCGCUGCAGAAUUUAAACGGCAGUUAGAGGGUGAUCAUCAAUUUGUGUUGACCGAAGAAGAAGAAGAAGUAAAGUGGUUUAAUAAAAAGUUUAACACUGAUUUCAAAGAAAUAGACGAAACCAUCUCACAUGAGAGUGAUUCAUCGUGCCAAAAUUCUAGUAUUGAUGCAUUAACCAAUUUAAGCUCCAAAUAUCAGAUUUGCGACUCGACGAAUCGCCAGUGUGCAAUAAAGAUUUCUGAUUGGUUACCACCGGUCGAAAUAACGGAAGAAGUAUUCCAUGCUAUACCGACAUAUGUGGACAAUAAAUGCAUCGUAUAUUUUCAUCCUAAAAAGAAUAAUGCCGAUUUACUUUACUAUAUAGAGUCCGAAUUGCAAACUUAUUAUAAGAACAUUAAAAUAAAAAAGGAGAAAGUAUGGAAGGAAGGAGAAUUAUGUAUUGCCCAAUAUCAUCAUAAUAAAAAAUGGUAUAGAGGCCGAAUUUCUAAAAAUUUAGGGAAUACAGUGCUGGUGGAAUUUGUCGAUUAUGGCAAUGUAGAAGAAUGUGAAAUAGUGCAUGUAACGGACUAUAUUAGAUUAGGUCAUAUUCCUAUCCAAUCCACAAAAUGUAUCAUUAGUGGACUAAAAACGGCAUGUCCAAAUGGCAAAUGGAUGUUGCACGAUUUAGAUCGGAUACAUGCACUUCUCGUUGAUCAAGAAUGCGAAAUAUCUAUUUUACAGCGACAACCUACAGAUUUAAUCGUAUCAAUAACAUUAUUGCGGCCAUGGAAAUGUGAUCUACUAGUGUAUCUUGCAAAUCACAUGGAUAUGAAUAUUAAAAUCGAACAUAAAGAGUGGAAUGAAUUGGAAAAUUAUGAAAGCGAAGAUUUAAAAUCGGAUUCUACCAGCAGAGACGUUAUUAUUGAGGAAACGAUAAAUGAUUAUGACGAACAAUGCACAACUAAUGUUUCAAAAGAAUCUUUAUCAGAAAUAUAUAUGCAGGAUAUUACAUUCAAUGAGAAUGUGAUAAGCGGUAAUUCUGCAGAAAUAGAGUCUUUGAAACUAGAAUCUAAUAUAUCUAUUAAACAAACCGAUUUUGAAAAUAUAUCCUGGAUGGACGCAAUCACCUUGGACAAGCAGUUGAACGCCUGUUCAACGCCGCAACCAGAAUCGGAAGAAGAAACAGAUUCUUUCGAUGUAUAUAAACAGUUGACAAUUCCACAAGAGACAAAGUAUAUUGAAUUAAUAUUAUGUUGCAAUAAAGAUCCUAUUACCUCUUUCGCACAAUUGGCUGAAAACAACGACACCAUGUUUUCCAAUCUGUUUCAUGAUUAUUAUUUGCAAUACAAAGCCAUAAUGUCAGACUUGCAAACCAAUGCUUAUCAUCAACCAUUAAUCGAGUCUUUUGAAAAAAAUACUCCAUGCAUAACGAAGUUUUCUGAUGAGAUGUGGUAUAGAUGCGUUAUUACAAAUAGUAAAAAAAUUCCAGAUACCCAAUACAUACAAAUCUCACUGUACUAUAUUGAUUACGGUAAUCACGAAUACAAAAUAUUGGAUUUACUCUCAAUAAACCAUGAUUUACAUAUACCAAAGGAGGAAUGGCUAGAAUUGCCCGCUAUGACUAUUAAAUGUACAUUUUGGGGGCUAAACUUUGUCUCUAGCGAUAUUACUUUAUUAGCAUCAAAGUUGGAUGAAAUAUAUAAUCAAACAGUUGUGGCUCGAGUUAAGGAAAUUAAUGAUGGGAAUAGCAUAGUGGCAGAAAUAUACAAGGACAAGACAUGUAAAGAACUCUUUUAUGCUCACUUGAUAAAAGAAGGUUUAUAUCAAUUUAAGAACCCUGAAGAAGACUGAGAAGCAGUGUUAACUGUUUAUGACUGUAAAUUUAUGAUUGACAUUGUUUAAGUUUUACUUAAAUCAUGUACAUUGUGUAAUUAAUUCGCAUGUACAUGAUUUAGCAAAAAGAUCACUCAGGAAUUUGUAGUCGUUUCGCCUUUUCUACAUAUAAAUAUAGAUAUAGAUAUAAGUUUGAUCACUGGUAGACAAUAAGUUUGAUACCUCAUAGAGACAAUAAGAGAAGCGGAUAUUGUGUUUUGUAAGAAUGUAUUGAUUGUACAUCACAUACUUUAAGGUUAUAUUAACUUUGAAAAUAUUUAGAGGCUUACAUACAACUUACAAACUAUGUUAACGC
Molecule: messenger RNA, 5753 nt
Organism: Formica exsecta
Lineage: Eukaryota; Metazoa; Arthropoda; Insecta; Hymenoptera; Formicidae
Gene: qin
Product: RING finger protein 17-like
Exons: 23
Coding region: 155-5416 (1753 amino acids)
Molecular function (GO): zinc ion binding
Source: RefSeq, a predicted model, not a curated record